This is a messenger RNA of Brachypodium distachyon (stiff brome), 1960 nucleotides long. Its product is annotated as transcription factor MYB1. Gene Ontology annotation, molecular function: RNA polymerase II cis-regulatory region sequence-specific DNA binding; DNA-binding transcription factor activity, RNA polymerase II-specific. The record is from RefSeq and is a predicted model, not a curated record. Gene Ontology annotation, cellular component: nucleus. The transcript has 4 exons. Gene Ontology annotation, biological process: regulation of DNA-templated transcription. The coding region runs from base 27 to 1469 and encodes 480 amino acids. Lineage: Eukaryota; Viridiplantae; Streptophyta; Magnoliopsida; Poales; Poaceae.
ACCAGUUUUCCCACCCCACCAGCACCAUGGUUUCCGAAACUGCCGUUUCGCCGCAGCCGCUGUCCUACCCAUCCGCCGCCAACUCUGCCCAUUCCAGCCCAACUUCGCCGGCCGACGGGACGGAAGCUCCAGCGCCGCCCCAACUCCAUCCCCAACCGCACCAUGCUUCGCCAUCGCCACCCCCCUCCAUGCCCGGCGAGAAGGAGGAAGCCCCAGUCCAUCCCCAACCCCAACCGCACCACCCUCCGCCGUCGUCAUCGUCCUCCCAUUCCACCGCCGACGAGACGCAAGCCCCGGUCCCGCCCCCUCCCCAACCCGAGCCGCACCACCCUUCGCCGUCCUCCCCCUCCAUGGCCGAGAUGCAAGCCCCAGUCCAGCCCCAGCCCCAACCAAACCAUUCGUCGCCGCCUCCUUCCGGGGAUGACGGCGAUGACGUGGUCUUCACCGGCGCGUCUGCAGCGUCUGGUGAGACAGUGAAGGGGCCAUGGUCGCCAGAGGAGGACGCGCUGCUAAGCAGUCUGGUGACUGAGCAUGGGCCGCGGAACUGGACGCUGAUUGCGGGCGGGAUCGCCGGGCGCUCUGGCAAGUCCUGCCGCCUCCGCUGGUGUAACCAGCUCAACCCUAACGUCAAGCGCAAGCCCUUCACUGAAGAGGAGGACCGUAUUAUAAUGGAGGCUCAUGCAGUUCAUGGGAAUAAGUGGGCAUCUAUUGCGAAGCAUUUGGUUGGCAGAACUGACAAUGCAAUCAAGAACCACUGGAAUUCCACUCUGAGACGUCGGUACUGCACUGGUAGAAAAUGCACACAAGGUAGUGCUGUAGAGCAACCUACUGGAGAGAUGUCUAGGGCGGUUUUAGAAAAACCACGGCCAUUGGUCGAGCAUAGUCCCUUCAAUGCUAUGGAAGUGAAGGAAGCUCCUGUGCAAAAACUAUCUGGAAGCUGUGCUAUGGCAUUGCAAAUCAGAGAUAAUAACAAUUGUAGCACUCAGGUUGUUGAACAGCCAUACCUGGUUCCUGUGCAAGCUGGAAGCACUUCUGUGGCAUUGCAAACCAGGGAUCAUAACAAUUGCAUCACUGAAGUUGUUGAUCAGCCAUACCUGGUCCAACCAGUUGCUAAGGUUGGUGCAUUCAGACCAUACAAUCAAGGACCUGUUCAAUCAACGCAAAAGGAAAUGUCGAGUUCAACAAGGUCUGUCUCAACCCUUCAAGCUCUCGGUGCUGAUCUAACAUGCUUUGCUGCUGAUGUGCCAAACAAAUGCGGCCAUGGUUGCUGCAGUGCUGAGGAGCGACCUCGUAACGACUCGUUAUUGGGUCCUGAGUUUAAUGAGUUUGAAGAUCAUCCCCCAAUUCAGAACAGUAGGUUUGCUUCGUUGGUAUCAGAACUUAGCAGCAUUGCCUGGAUGAACAGUAGUCUUCAAACAAGUGACGCCAGAAACUCCUUGCGGCAUAAUCAAGUCAGCCCGAUAUUAUAAUCCUAUGUUCCUGGCUCCUGAGCUGCGUCUUCCAGAGUGCAAGGUCACACAAUCUUCUCAGCAUAAAGUUGCAGCAACCUGACGCUUGUCACAAGAUGGUCGGUUCCCUGGACCCUACUCUCUCAAUUAUAGGAUAUGCAUGUGGAAUUGCUGAUAUCAAGAUUCUGUACCUCAUGGGGCGAGCCAUGGAUUCUGAUUGGAGGCUUUACAGGUUUCUAAGAUUUGGAUAAAUUGAAUUAGGUUAUAUUCUUGCUUCCAGCCUCGAUGAUUUGACAGGAGUGGACCCAAGAAAGUCGUUGCAUUAUUUGACAUCUUCAUUCUUUGAAUUUACCUGUAAUUGAUUUCCCAGUGUUCCUGCCUUCCUAUUUGCAUGUGUUCCAUCUUAGGUUUGAUGUGGCAUCUGCACCCAUAGACAUUUUAUGAUUUCUGCAUAGCGAACAGACGGUGAUAUUUCUUGGCAAAAUUGACCGCAUGAGACCGGUCUUUAUUUC